CCAAGAUCGUAGCAAAUAAAACGCAACCUUAAAAAUCUUUGGUCUAUUCUUCUGCGCUGCAUUACUGCACUGAUCCAACAAGUUAGAAUGAAAAAAAAUUUAUAUUUAUUCUAUUUUAACUUACAUAAAUCGUUUAUCCCUUAUUGGAUAUCAGAUCGUCGUAUGUUGAACGUCGGAUGUGCCUGACUCGAACUCGUUUGUUAUAUCAAUUGUUAAUUGAAAAUAUUUUUCUUAAAAUUAGUCAUCAUUAACAUACUGCCAUCUAUUUUAUAUACUAUCGUUGAUGAACAAAAUGCCUAGAACUAAUACAAAUAGCUAUAUUGUUUGGAUUGAUUUGGAGAUGACUGGGCUUGAUGUAGAUAAAGAUCAUAUAUUAGAAAUUGCUUGUCUCGUGACAGACAAAAAUUUAAAAAUUGUUAGCGAGGAACUGAACAUUGUAAUACAUCAGUCAGAUACAGUAUUAGAAAAUAUGAAUGAAUGGUGUAAAGAAAAUCACAAAAAGACAGGAUUAACUGAAAGCUCUCGUUCGAGUACAGUGUCAUUGGAAGAGGCUGAAAAGACAGUACUUGACUUUCUAAAAAAAUACAUUCAUGAACGUUCAUGUCCAUUGGCAGGAAGUUCUAUAUACAUGGAUCGGUUUUUUCUGUACAAAUAUAUGCCAUUAGUUAACAAUUACUUACACUAUAGGAUUAUUGAUGCUAGCACAGUCAAGGAAAUUGCUAGAAGAUGGAAUUCAAAUGUAUAUAACUCGGCUCCAAAAAAGAAACUAAACCACAGAGCUCUGGACGAUAUAAAAGAGAGCAUUAAUGAGCUAAGAUAUUACAGAAACCAUUUGUUUAAGUUGCUAUAAUUUAAUUUACUUAUUUAGGCUGUGUUUAGGCAGCGCACUAACAGAGUCAUUGUAUCCUGUCAUCAAAUGAUAAAGUGACACUUUAAUAGUACGCUCACCAAAUGCAGUCUUAAGCCUUACGUACAAUAGAGAAAUAUUAAAUGAUAGCAUAAGAAAUUAAAAUUUUUUAACAGAUUAUUGAAAAUUACAAAUAAAUUAUGUUGUAUUUUGAAUGAUAUUUAUGCAUUUAUAUUUUAUAUUUUACUUUUUUAAAAACUAUAUUGAUUAAUUUAUUAAAAAAGCGUGCGAUAAGAAAACCUAAUUUAAUUUAUGAAUAAGAUUUGUAAUUUUAAUUUUGAAAGAAUUGUGAACGAAUGUAUGAACAUAUGCAGCUUUAUAUAUGCGAGAAUGAUGAAUUGCUUUAUGAAUUAAAGACAAUAAAAACAAAAGAAA
This is a messenger RNA of Monomorium pharaonis (pharaoh ant), 1282 nucleotides long. Its product is annotated as probable oligoribonuclease. Gene Ontology annotation, cellular component: mitochondrion. The transcript is spliced from 5 exons. Lineage: Eukaryota; Metazoa; Arthropoda; Insecta; Hymenoptera; Formicidae. The record is from RefSeq and is a predicted model, not a curated record. Gene Ontology annotation, molecular function: 3'-5'-RNA exonuclease activity; nucleic acid binding. The coding region runs from base 284 to 850 and encodes 188 amino acids.